Messenger RNA from Micropterus salmoides (largemouth bass), 2121 nucleotides. Its product is annotated as adenosine receptor A3-like. NCBI's taxonomy places the organism in Eukaryota, Metazoa, Chordata, Actinopteri, Centrarchiformes, Centrarchidae. Gene Ontology annotation, cellular component: dendrite; membrane; synapse. The record is from RefSeq and is a predicted model, not a curated record. Gene Ontology annotation, molecular function: G protein-coupled adenosine receptor activity. Gene Ontology annotation, biological process: G protein-coupled adenosine receptor signaling pathway.
GUAACAGGAAAGUGUAAUUUAGUUUGCCAAUAAUGUUAAUAUUUUGUUUAUGGUGAGACAGCUGAGAUGAUUUAUUAUUAACUGUGUAUCAUUAGAUGAUGCAUAUACCAACACCCCCACAACCGCAACAAGGUUGCAUAGGUUUAGAUUAGGAUCAGCGUGAGAGGAGCGGGGGUUAUCAAUUAUCAAUUAUGCAUUCAGUGCUUAUUAUAAAAUAAACUAGGCCUAUAUGUCAUAUUGAUGUUUUAAAAAAUCCUUAAUUAUUGUUCAGUCUAUUGUCGACAGUAUAUGUCACUGUAUGAUGAAUGCAGCACAAAACCAGCUCAGUCUUGACUAGCCCUGCCACUGUCGCUGACUUGUUGAUUUCAGUGUCGCUAUCUGAAUGUGGUUCUUUCAGGCUCCAGGGUGGUAGUUUCAAAACAAGGAGUCCCUGACUCUGUAAAUAAUCAUAAAAUUUCUAUGCAUCUAGGAUUACUUAAAGCUGCUUAUGUGAGCUAAUAGGAAUGCAAAUUAAUAUUAGUAUUGGCAAAUAUUUAUCUUUAAUUUAAAUCAGUUCCAUUUGUUCUCAAGAAGUUAGUCUCAUUUCCUCACAACAGAAACCUAAUAAGGGCUCUUAUUAUAGACUUUAACACAAAUAUCAUCCAUAUAAUCUAGUACAAAAGCAUACAGUUAGAUUGUAUCAUAUUACAGCAUUGAAAGUGAAAUGCAAUCUUACACUAACAAACAAAUAUGACAUACGCUUGCAAAGCAUUGCACACACACAGAAAAAGCAGAUUGGCUAGGGACUUCCUCAAAAGGUUUCACAAGACCGAGAUGAAUGAUAAAUGGCUCAGCACAUUCAGGCUCACACUCACAUUCAGACACGCCACACCCUUUACCAUCAAACAUUAGCUGGAUAGGACUAAUAAUGGAUGUAGGGGUUGUGAUCUACACGUUGUUGGAGGUGCUCAUUGCUGUUAGCUGCUGUCUUGGUAAUAUGUUGGUUAUUUUGGCACUGUGGACCAGUAAAAGCAUUCAGCAACCUACCUUCUGCCUUAUUGUCUGUCUGUCUGUGGCUGACUUGAUGGUUGGCUGUGUGGCCAUACCGUUGGCUGUGCUGGUGGACGGACGAGUCAAGACUUCAUUCUAUGGCUGUCUCUUCAUCAGCUGUGUGGUCAUCCUGUUGACCCUGGUCUCAGUUUUGUCUCUCGCGGCUAUUGCAGUGGACCGAUUCCUCCGUGUGUAUGUCCCUCUCAGGUACAAAAGGACUGUAACACAGAGACAUUCUUGGCUUGCAGUAGCAGCAUGUUGCCUUGUUGCAAUACCACUGAGUUUUGCUCCCAUGCUUGGAUGGUACGAGCAUAAAACCUUGCCUAACCCAGGCAACUCUACUAUUACCUGCCGGUUUAUAUCAGUGAUCCCAAUGUCAUACCUGGUUUACUUCAACUUUUUUCUCUGCACCCUGAUACCUCUGUUGGUGAUAACUUUCUUGUAUGGCUACAUUUUCUGUACUAUUCGAGGAAGUCUUCGAGAGAAACCAGGCAACGGUUUCCAAAAACAAUCUCAGAAUUACCUAAGGAAAGAGAAACAGCUGGCAGCAUCUCUGUCUCUGGUCUUGGCUCUGUUUGCCCUGUCCUGGCUCCCUCUCCACAUAAUGAACUGCAUUGUUUACUUUGGUGGACCGAAUGAUGUACCAAAAACAGCUUUCUACAUUGGCAUCCUGCUUUCUCAUGCUAACUCAGCUGUAAACCCAGUUGUGUAUGCGUUCAAAAUACAAAAGAUCAGGACUGCAUACCUGAAGCUCUGGAGAGAUAUAUUGGAUGCGGAGAAGAAAAUCAAGGAUCUCAGACAAGCCAGACAACAGACAACAAUCUUAGUAGUAACUUACAAUAGUAACAGUAAGUAAGUGUUAAAAAAUGAGUGAAGGAAUAUUUCCUUGUUUUAGAGCUUUUUUGUUCCUAAGGACCAAGUUUGACUCACUGUUGUACAUAAUUAAACAUGUUAACAUUGUGUGAAAGGUUAAGAAAGUCAGUUCAAAUAUGUGGAUUGUAUUGAAAUCCUAAAGCUACCUUUUGAAUGGAUUUUGAAAGAUGAUGUUCUGUGUAUUGAUACAGUAAACAAAUGUAGCCAUCUUUACUGAAA